This is a messenger RNA of Protopterus annectens (West African lungfish), 3576 nucleotides long. RefSeq names its product signal peptide, CUB domain and EGF like domain containing 1 (gene SCUBE1). The record is from RefSeq and is a predicted model, not a curated record. Gene Ontology annotation, biological process: signal transduction. Gene Ontology annotation, cellular component: cell surface. Bases 1 to 3033 code for a protein of 1010 amino acids. The transcript has 23 exons. Gene Ontology annotation, molecular function: calcium ion binding. Lineage: Eukaryota; Metazoa; Chordata; Ceratodontiformes; Protopteridae.
AUGGUACUCAUGAUGCUUUUGCUUAAUUCUGUUGUACAUGUUGUGCAGCUCACUGGCAUAAAUGAAGAUAUUGAUGAAUGCACACUGGGAACGGAUGACUGCCAUAUAGAUGCGAUUUGUCAGAAUAGUCCCAGGUCCUAUAAAUGUAUAUGCAAACCAGGCUAUAAGGGAGACGGCCACCACUGUGAAGACAUCGAUGAGUGUGACAAUGAGUACAAUGGAGGCUGUGUCCAUGAAUGUAUAAACAUUCCAGGCAACUACAGAUGUACCUGCUACGAUGGAUUUAUGUUAGCACAUGAUGGUCAUAACUGCCUAGAUGUUGAUGAAUGCCUUGACAACAAUGGAGGCUGUCAGCAGAUUUGUAUUAAUACGAUGGGAAGUUAUGAAUGUCUUUGUAAAGAAGGUUUCUUCUUGAGUGACAACCAACACACAUGUAUUCACCGGUCUAAUGAAGGCAUGAACUGUAUGAACAAAGAACAUGGUUGUGCACAUAUCUGUCGAGAGACACCAAAGGGUGGUCCUGCAUGUGAAUGUCGGCCAGGCUUUGAACUUGCCAGGAAUCACAGGGAUUGUACAUUAACCUGUAACUAUGGAAAUGGCGGCUGCCAGCACACAUGUGAUGAGACUGAAACUGGGCCAGUAUGUGGCUGUCACCAGAAGUAUGCUUUACAUGCAGAUGGCAGAACCUGCAUAGAGAAGGAUGAGGCUGCAAUUGAGAGUUCAGAGUACAAUGCCACGUCAGUAGCUGAUGUGGACAAGCGGGUGAAACGGCGACUCCUUAUGGAAACGUGUGCUGUCAAUAAUGGAGGUUGUGAUCGUACAUGCAAGGAUACCGCAACAGGAGUGCGUUGCAGUUGCCCUGUAGGAUUUACUCUACAGUCUGAUGGUAAAACUUGCAAAGAUAUUGAUGAAUGUCGAGUAAAUAAUGGAGGUUGUGAUCAUUUCUGCAGAAACACUGUGGGCAGUUUUGAAUGCAGCUGUCAGAAAGGCUACAAAUUACUUACUGAUGAGCGGACGUGCCAAGACAUAGAUGAAUGCUCCUUUGACAGAACAUGUGAUCAUACUUGUAUCAACUAUCAGGGAAGCUUUGAAUGUCUUUGUAACAAAGGUUAUACGCUGUAUGGAAUGACACAUUGUGGAGAUAUCGAUGAGUGCAGCAUUAACAACGGGAGUUGUGAGUAUGAGUGUGUUAACAAUAUGGGAAGCUAUGAGUGCACCUGCCCAUCUGGAAGGAAACUACACUGGAAUAAGAAGGACUGUAUUGAGAUGGUGAAAUGUCACCCCAUUGGCAAGCCAUCCCCGAAGCCACAGCUAAUCUGCAGUAAAUCUGGGGGAAUGGAGAGUUGUUUCUUAGUGUGUCCAUCAAACACACUAUUUAUGCCAGAAUCUGAGAGCAGUUUCACUUUAAGCUGUGGGGUUCCAGUUUACCAGACUAAAUUGCCUCAGAAACACAAUGUGACAUUACCAAGCUGUGCAGAUUCAGUGAGUCUGACAGUGAAGCAGAAAGCUCGAUUUAAAGUCAAGGAUGCAAAAUGUCAUCUAAAGCCAUGGAAUAAAGAAAAAUUUAGGGAUCCUUUGAGGCAGGCUCUGACAGUGGGACAGUUCCCUUGUACAGAAAACUGUCAAAUAACAUUUGUGAAUCUGAAGUGCGAUUCUUCAAAGAAAAGAAGGCGUGGGCGUAAAUCUGCAUCCAAAGAAGUAUCAUAUAUUACAGCAGAAUUUGAAGCAGAGGUGAAGAUGGAUGAAGUUUCAGAUUCAUGCAAUAUCGAUUGUGUGCGUAAAAAAGUGGAACAACAAGUACAGACUACACUUAAGACCUUGAGGAAGUCUAUCAAUAAACAAUUAUUUUACAUUCAAUUUUCUGGGACAGACUAUGAAAUAGCUCAGAAAGCAGUAAAAGUCAGCAAUGGGCAAGAGCUAUGUGCUGCUGGACAGGUUUUACAAGAGAGUCACUGUGUUACUUGUGGUGUGGGCACUUACUAUAGUGGAGAACAGAAUCAGUGUAUUCCAUGCUCUUCUGGAACAUAUCAAGAUAUGGAAGGACAGCUGUCAUGUGAGCCUUGCCCGAGUAAUGAUGGACAUGGGACACUAGGAGCUCGCAACAUUUCAGAAUGUGGAGGCCAAUGCUCUGCUGGCUAUUUCUCCACUGAUGGCUUUAAACCUUGCAAUCCGUGUCUUCCUGGCACAUACCAGCCUGAACCAGGGAGGACACUUUGUUUUCCUUGUGGAGGUGGAUUAACAACAAAAUACGAAGCUGCCAUUUCAUUUCAAGACUGUGAAACAAGAGUACACUGCUCUCCAGGUCAUCAUUACAACACCAUAACACAUAGAUGUAUCCGAUGUCCUAUUGGAACCUAUCAACCUGAGUUUGGUCAGAAAUACUGCAUCACGUGUCCUGGAAAUACAAGUACUGAUUUUGAUGGCUCCACUAGUGUGUCACACUGUAAAAAUCAGCAUUGUGGAGGUGAGCUAGGAGAGUAUACUGGUUACAUAGAGUCUCCAAACUAUCCUGGAGAUUACCCAGCAAAUGUAGAGUGCACGUGGAACAUAACACCACCUCCAAAACGCCGAAUCCUUAUAGUGGUACCAGAAAUUUUCCUGCCAAUUGAGGAUGAAUGUGGAGAUGUUUUAGUUAUGAGAAAAAGCGCUUCACCUACUUCUGUUACAACAUAUGAGACAUGCCAGACAUAUGAAAGACCAAUUGCAUUUACUUCACGGUCAAGAAAGUUAUGGAUUCAGUUCAAAUCAAAUGAAGGAAACAGUGCCAAAGGUUUUCAGGUGCCUUAUGUUACUUAUGAUGAAGAUUACCAGCAGUUAAUAGAAGAUAUUGUAAGGGAUGGAAGGUUGUACGCGUCAGAAAAUCACCAAGAAAUUUUAAAAGACAAGAAACUGAUCAAAGCACUCUUUGAUGUUCUGGCACAUCCUCAAAACUAUUUCAAGUAUACAGCCCAAGAAUCUAAAGAAAUGUUUCCAAGGUCUUUUAUUAAGCUUCUGCGUUCUAAGGUUUCUCGAUUUCUACGACCGUAUAAGUAGUGCUUCACUGGCAUGCAGUCUGGGCUCCUGAUAAAUAUUUUUGUCCACCACAAUAGAGACAUUCGCCUUCCUCAGAGCUAUGAACAUUGUUUUGUUUUGUUUUUGAAUUUUUGUAUUUGAAGAGAAAUAUAUUAAUAUUUUAUAAUCUGCAAGAGACGAUAUUCUGGAUAGAAUUUGCUUUACAAAAGCACAUGUGGAUUUUUGGGUGCAUUAGGUUUAACCUUCAGACUGGUACACAUUUUUUAUUUUCACUUUAAAAUGUGUUUUUUGAUAUGAACUGUGUAUGCAAUUUAAAAUUUUCCAUGUUUCAGAGAGGUUUCUGGUACAUGCAGCACAUAUUAGACAAGACUAAUUACAUGAACUACAUGUGAGCCAGAAGGAUUACUAAAUAUGCAUAUGUUAUGCAACUAAUAUUUGGAAUAUUCUAAUUGCACUUGAAUUUUUAUUUUUUAAAUGUUAAAUUAAAUUUGUAUUAGUCUCAUUUUUAUAAUGUCAAAAAAAAACUGCCACCAUUCAAUUAAAGCCAAAAAUGUGAGUAGAAGA